Molecule: messenger RNA, 1322 nt
Organism: Boleophthalmus pectinirostris (great blue-spotted mudskipper)
Lineage: Eukaryota; Metazoa; Chordata; Actinopteri; Gobiiformes; Gobiidae
Product: agouti-signaling protein-like
Exons: 3
Coding region: 37-363 (108 amino acids)
Biological process (GO): hormone-mediated signaling pathway
Cellular component (GO): extracellular region
Molecular function (GO): signaling receptor binding
Source: RefSeq, a predicted model, not a curated record
UUUACCAGGAAUGAUCUGCAGAACACUUACAAGAAGAUGUCCUCGAGUAGACCAGCGCAAAACCAAGUGCGGACCUUGAAUGCAGCACAGAGGCAGAGGCCCAUAUUUGCACGGAGAGGCCAGUACGAGCGGCAGAGGGUCCAGGUACCUGCGAAGCCCCACAAGUUCCCGGUUGGUCCCACUGUUCCUAAACCUGCCCCUAAACCAUCUCCAUCACGCUGCUCUCAGCUCACACAGAGCUGCCUGCCCCAAGACGGCUGCUGUGACCUCUGGGCCUCCUGUCACUGCCACUUCUUCAACGCCAUCUGCUUCUGUCGCCGCACCACCCCUCUCCACGCACUCGGACAGUACGGGCAAACCUGAGCCAUACCACAGCAUCUGACUCUGAUUUUUUUCUGACAAGUACAGCAAUUGUGAAUAGAUUUGCGGUAUACUGUGUGUUAAAAAAGCAGAUUUCGGUUCAGACAGAACAUUGUAAUCAACUCCAGGAGCAUCUGAGAGAAGACUGAAAUAGACUCAUAAACUAUUACAAGAAUCUCGUGCAUUUCAGAACAUGUCUGUAGUCUGAACUACAGGUACAAAAAGAUUUACUAUAGAAGACAGGAUAUUUUGUUCUUUGCAGAUUUUCCAAAUGAUUGUAGAUUUGUGAUUUGAUAAUUACGCCAACUCAAAUAACAAUUUCGAUUUAAUAACCAGUAUUUGUGUCAACAGUGCCUUACUCACCAGCGACAAUCAAAGACUUUUAGCAGUAUUUUGAGUGUUUUCCACAAACAUAUUACCUUUUUACUGGACUUGUUGUUACUUGUGAUUACAUUGUCUUCACUACAAAGCAUGUUAGUAUUAUGUUGUUAAUAGACGUGCUGCUAAUUCCCCAUUUCAACAUGCGCCACUCCCCAUCGCUGCCAGCAGAGAGAGACAGACACACUUCAUCCAAGCAUUCUCUGGACAUGUGACUCAAAUAGACACUCUGUACGAGGUUGUGUUGAUGAUAUUCUGUAAUAUGAACCAAUCGCUCUGUGGGUGAUUCACUGUUUUGGAAAAAUGAAUCAGGGCUCAAAAUACAAAAGCCAUUUUAGUCUUCUGGUAUAUACAGCAGUCAUACCUGGGAUCCAGAAAACACUUUUUCAGUACUUGAUGUGAAAAACAAAGAUGUGAGUUUGGUCACCGGGGAAUCUCUCAGAUGGGCGUGAUUGACAGGUGGAUUAGCCAAUCAGGGACAUGCACGGGCCGUCUGUAUCAAAACACAUAUGGGACUGAAAACAUUGCAAAUUUCUGCAGAAACUCCAACUAAAAUCUGUGAAAUAAAAUUUUGUUCAAAAUGA